Trichophyton rubrum CBS 118892 is the source of this 1356-nucleotide messenger RNA. RefSeq lists its product as uncharacterized. The coding region runs from base 1 to 1356 and encodes 451 amino acids. Gene Ontology annotation, biological process: charged-tRNA amino acid modification. Gene Ontology annotation, molecular function: tRNA adenosine(64)-2'-O-ribosylphosphate transferase activity. Gene Ontology annotation, cellular component: cytoplasm. The transcript has 5 exons. Lineage: Eukaryota; Fungi; Ascomycota; Eurotiomycetes; Onygenales; Arthrodermataceae. The record is from RefSeq and is a predicted model, not a curated record.
AUGCCGGAACCAAUAUCACUAGCAGAAAUACAAUUCCCAGCUGCAUCCCAGAAUAUAUCCCAUCUGCUCUCGGACCUCCGGAGAUCGGCUCUGUCAAUUACAAAUAGACUAAGGUCUAUGGAGACAGACUCUAUAUUUGUCCAAGAGAUAUCAGACUACUAUGGUUUACCCCUCGUUGCCAACGAGCGAUGUGGGAGCUGGUAUAUCCCGCCAGACAAGAAGGUCGGCAGUUCCUAUUUUAAAAGCACAGAUGGCCACAUGGGACAGUGGGACUUUAGCCUGAGACGGCUGAACAUGCAGGUUUUGGAUAUUUUGAAGAAAUAUGGAGGUUGUGUGAUAGUUGAUUCGACGAGAAGGGGUAAAACGAUGCCGGAUGCCAUGGGGAAAACAAUACCAAUCUGGUGCGCGGUCAUGAAUAGAACGCUGUUUCCUGACAAACCUGCCUACCACGCAGUUCAGUUUGCACCGGCAUACCUUGGAGAAUCAGAAGAGUCACAAAUUGAAAGCAAAAUAGACGGUUUCAGAGAAUCAUUUAGAACAUUAAACUUGGACAUGGAAAAAUUAAAAGAAAGAUUGGGAAAACCCAUCCGCCUGGUCUGGGCUACCAGGGACUUUUUCUCAGAUAGCGACGAGCAUGACGAUUCACAUUUACUCGUGCUCUGCUCGGCGUCAAGAUGCGUUCGUGGUGCCGAGAUGUCAGAGGGCGGAUAUAUCCAGGGUGCAGGUGACGAUAGUGAGGGAUGGUCCCACGGCCUCACACCUCCCGUAUUUUGGAAAUAUAAAGAUCAACUCAUGGCAGCUGGAGAAUCAGAGCUUCCUGGCCUUAUUCAAGAGCUGAUUGAAAAGGAAUGUAAGCUGCCAUCGACCAAUGGGCGGUUUCUGAUAAGUCCCACCAGGAACAUAUAUAUCGGUAAACGGAGUGGUGUCGGCGAUGAUGCGUCAUCUUUUGAUCUGGUCAUAGAUUGUGCUGGAAGCGUUGAUUCCAGUCAGUCGGGAUCACAAUCAACGAAAUGGUUGAAUCUUGGCUGUCCCGCAGGGAAGUUGGGAAGUCGGCAGCUUAGAAAGGUUCUUGCAAGUGCUGAAAGCUUUGUGUCCCGCCAUUUAACUGAUGAUCCCUCUCUUUCCCUCCUCAUAAUGUGUUCGGAUGGUAAAGAUAUUUCUGUCGGAACGGCGUUGAUGGUUCUUUGCUCCCUCUUCGAUGAUCAAGGAGCUUAUUGUGGGCCCAGUGACAAGGUUGCAAUAAACAAGCAAUUUAUUCGGCAACGUCUGGCAUGGAUAGUCAUGUCGAAGGAAGACAUUAAUCCAUCUAGGUCGACCCUUCAAUCAAUCAAUUCUUAUCUUAUAGAUAAGGAAUAG